Prunus armeniaca (apricot) is the source of this 6747-nucleotide messenger RNA. The record is from the annotation of a GenBank genome assembly. NCBI's taxonomy places the organism in Eukaryota, Viridiplantae, Streptophyta, Magnoliopsida, Rosales, Rosaceae.
AUGUUGGCGAGCUCUGGUUCCGUUGUUCAACUCCGAACCAAACCUUCCCUCGCAUCUCAGCUCAAUGCCACGCCGAUAGCGAGGCUCGGAAGCAGAGCCGCCGCAUGCUCUGCUACCAGGAAAUCCACCAAGGCUUUGGCCAACAAGUUCUUCGGGACCCGAUUGCGGUCCGCCGGAUCCGAGAAGCUCCACUUAUGGCGAUCCGACGGUCCCGGCCGCUCGCCCAAGCUUCGGGUCGUCGUCCGCUCCUUACUCUCCGCCGUUCCCGAGAAACCCCUCGGCCUAUACGACCCGUCGUUCGAUAAGGACUCGUGUGGGGUUGGUUUCGUCGCUGAAUUGUCCGGCGAAGGCAGCCGCAAAACGAUUACGGAUGCUUUGGAAAUGUUGGUGCGUAUGGCACACAGAGGAGCUUGCGGGUGUGAAACGAAUACUGGUGAUGGAGCUGGGAUUCUCGUCGGUCUUCCUCACGACUUCUACAAGGAGGUUGCCAAGGAUGUUGGGUUUGAGCUUCCACCGGCAGGGGAAUAUGCUGUUGGAAUGUUUUUCUUGCCCACAUCUGACAGUCGAAGAGAAGAAAGCAAAAAUGUAUUUACAAAGGUUGCAGAGUCUCUUGGACAUACUGUUCUUGGAUGGCGAUCUGUUCCGACAGAUAACUCAGACUUGGGGAAGUCUGCUUUGCAGACAGAACCUGUUAUUGAGCAAGUGUUUCUUACCCCAACUCCAAGGUCAAAACUUGACCUCGAGCGACAGAUGUACAUACUCAGAAGGGUUUCAAUGGUUGCCAUCCGAGCUGCAUUAAGCCUUGAACAUGGUGGUGCUAAAGACUUCUAUAUAUGUUCCCUUUCCUCAAGGACUGUUGUUUACAAAGGUCAGCUGAAGCCCAUUCAGCUGAAGGAUUACUAUUUUGCAGAUCUUGGCAAUGAAAGGUUUACGAGCUACAUGGCCCUGGUACACUCACGGUUCUCAACAAAUACUUUUCCCAGCUGGGAUCGUGCUCAGCCUAUGCGUGUCAUUGGCCACAAUGGAGAAAUCAAUACCCUUAAAGGAAAUGUUAACUGGAUGAAGGCACGCGAGGGACUGCUUAAGUGUAAGGAACUUGGUCUAUCAAGAAAUGAGUUAAAGAAGCUGUUACCAAUUGUGGAUGCCAGUUCUUCUGAUUCAGGAGCUUUUGAUGGCGUCCUUGAGUUUCUGGUUCAAGCUGGCAGAAGCCUUCCUGAAGCUAUGAUGAUGAUGAUUCCUGAAGCAUGGCAAAAUGACAAGAACAUGGAUCCUCAUAGGAAAGCGCUGUAUGAAUAUUUCUCAUCUCUCAUGGAGCCAUGGGAUGGGCCAGCUCUUAUAUCAUUUACUGAUGGUCGCUAUUUGGGAGCUACACUGGAUCGUAAUGGACUUCGGCCUGGUCGAUUUUAUGUCACCCACAGUGGACGAGUUAUUAUGGGCAGUGAAGUUGGUGUAGUAGACAUUCCUCCAGAAGAUGUCAGUAGGAAAGGAAGACUUAACCCUGGAAUGAUGCUUUUGGUGGAUUUUGAGAAUCAUAUUGUUGUAGAUGAUGAAGCUUUGAAGCAGCAAUACUCGUUGGCAAGGCCAUACGGGGAGUGGCUUGAAAGGCAAAAGAUUGAGCUCAAGGACAUAGUAGCUUCUGUUCAAGAAUCUGACAGGGUCCCUCCAUCCAUAGCGGGAGUUAUUCCUGCAUCUACUGAUGAUGAAAACAUGGAAAACAUGGGAAUCCAUGGUUUAUUGGCACCAUUGAAAGCUUUUGGCUAUACACUUGAAUCCCUGGAAAUGUUGUUGCUUCCCAUGGCAAAAGAUGGUGUAGAGGCUCUUGGGUCAAUGGGAAACGAUACCCCAUUGGCUGUUAUGUCUAACAGAGAAAAGCUUACAUUUGAGUAUUUCAAGCAAAUGUUUGCUCAAGUAACAAACCCUCCAAUUGAUCCCAUCCGAGAGAAGGUAGUCACUUCUAUGGAAUGCAUGAUUGGUCCGGAGGGUGAUCUGACAGAAACCACUGAAGAACAAUGUCAUCGUCUCUCACUCAAAGGUUCUCUUAUAACCAUAGAAGAAAUGGAAGCAAUCAAAAAAAUGAACUAUAGAGGUUGGCGUUGCAAAGUUCUUGAUAUAACUUAUUCCAAGGAACGUGGUAGGGAAGGAUUGGAGGAGACCUUGGAUAGAAUCUGUGCUGAAGCACAUGAAGCGAUUGAGAAGGGAUAUACCACACUCGUUCUUUCAGACAGAGCCUUCUCCCCAAAGCGUGUUGCUGUAAGCUCCCUCUUAGCUGUUGGUGCUGUUCAUCAACACCUAGUUAAAAAUCUUGAACGCACAAGAGUAGGGUUGAUAAUUGAAUCUGCUGAGCCACGUGAAGUACACCAUUUCUGUACACUAGUUGGUUUUGGUGCAGAUGCUAUCUGCCCAUACUUGGCUAUAGAAGCCAUUUGGAGACUGCAGGUUGACGGAAAGAUCCCAGCAAAAGCUAAUGGUGUAAUAUACUCAAAGGAUGAACUGGUUAAAAAGUACUUCAAAGCAAGCAACUAUGGAAUGAUGAAGGUUCUUGCCAAGAUGGGGAUAUCCACUUUAGCCUCUUACAAGGGUGCACAGAUUUUUGAAGCUUUGGGUCUUUCAUCAGAAGUAAUUGAGAGGUGCUUUGCAGGAACCCCUAGUAGAGUUGAGGGUGCAACAUUUGAGAUGCUUGCUCGUGAUGAACUUCAUUUGCACGAGUUGGCAUUUCCAUCUCGAACUUUUCCUCCAGGAAGUGCAGAAGCAGUUGCACUGCCAAAUCCUGGGGAUUAUCAUUGGAGAAAAGGUGGUGAGGUUCACCUAAAUGAUCCCUUCGCUAUUUCAAAACUUCAAGAGGCUGCUAGAACUAACAGUGUGGCUGCAUAUAAAGAAUACUCAAAGUUCAUUCAUGAAUUAAACAAAGCCUGCAAUCUCCGGGGUCUUCUGAAAUUUAAAAGCACAGAGCAGAUGAUUCACUUGGAUGAAGUGGAACCUGCCAGUGAGAUUGUAAAACGGUUCUGUACUGGUGCUAUGAGUUAUGGAUCAAUAUCAUUGGAGGCACACACUACACUGGCCAUGGCUAUGAACAGAAUUGGAGGAAAGUCAAAUACAGGUGAGGGAGGUGAGCAGCCGUCUCGUAUGGAGCCACUUCCAGAUGGUUCAAGAAACCCAAAGAGGAGUGCAAUUAAGCAGGUUGCUAGUGGCAGAUUUGGAGUUUCAAGUUACUAUCUUACGAAUGCUGAUGAACUGCAGAUAAAAAUGGCUCAGGGGGCCAAGCCUGGUGAAGGAGGUGAGCUUCCUGGGCACAAGGUUAUUGGAGACAUUGCUGUUACAAGGAAUUCUACUGCUGGUGUGGGUCUUAUCAGUCCACCUCCCCAUCAUGAUAUCUACUCGAUUGAAGACCUUGCUCAAUUAAUUCAUGAUCUUAAGAAUGCUAACCCGACAGCUCGAAUUAGCGUAAAGUUAGUAUCUGAAGUAGGUGUGGGAGUAGUUGCUAGUGGAGUUGUGAAGGGGCAUGCUGACCAUGUGUUAAUCUCUGGACAUGAUGGAGGCACAGGGGCCUCUAGAUGGACGGGUAUUAAGAAUGCUGGGCUUCCAUGGGAACUUGGUUUGGCUGAGACGCAUCAAACCUUGGUUGCUAAUGAUCUUCGCGGUCGCACAACUCUUCAGACAGAUGGCCAACUAAAAACUGGAAGAGAUGUUGCCAUAGCCGCACUUCUGGGUGCAGAAGAGUUUGGUUUCAGCACAGCACCCCUCAUAACUCUUGGCUGCAUUAUGAUGCGGAAGUGCCAUAAGAAUACCUGUCCUGUUGGCAUUGCAACCCAAGAUCCAGUACUUCGUGAGAAGUUUGCAGGAGAACCAGAACAUGUCAUUAAUUUUUUCUUUAUGGUAGCAGAAGAAUUGAGAGAAAUAAUGUCACAGCUUGGUUUCCGUACUUUAAAUGAGAUGGUUGGUCGUUCAGAUAUGCUUGAAGUCGAUAAAGAAGUGACUAGAAACAAUGAAAAGCUUGAUAACAUUGAUCUAUCCUUAUUACUUAGACCUGCAGCAGACCUUCGGCCUGAUGCUGCACAAUUUUGUGUCCAGAAACAGGAUCAUGGUUUGGACAUGGCUCUUGACCACAAACUAAUUUCUCUGUCCAAGGCUGCUAUUGAAAAGUCUCUUCCUGUAUACUUUGAAACAACCAUUUGCAAUGUGAAUCGUGCUGUUGGGACAAUGCUUAGCCAUGAGGUGACCAAACGUUACAACAGGGAAGGGCUUCCUGCUGACACUAUCCAUAUCAAAUUCAAUGGAAGUGCAGGACAAAGUCUCGGAGCAUUCCUGUGCCCAGGUAUCAUGCUUGAGCUUGAAGGUGACAGCAAUGAUUAUGUUGGAAAAGGAUUGUCAGGUGGAAAGAUUGUUGUUUAUCCUCCCAAGAAAAGCAAGUUUGAUCCAAAAGAAAAUAUUGUGAUCGGUAAUGUUGCUCUUUAUGGUGCAACUAGUGGAGAGGCAUACUUCAAUGGAAUGGCAGCAGAAAGAUUCUGUGUUCGCAAUUCUGGGGCUAGGGCAGUUGUCGAAGGAGUUGGGGAUCAUGGUUGUGAAUACAUGACGGGUGGCACUGUUGUGGUGCUUGGGAAAACUGGCAGGAACUUUGCUGCUGGUAUGAGUGGUGGUAUUGCCUACAUUCUUGAUGUGGAUGGACAAUUUCGGUCCCGAUGCAAUCUCGAGCUUGUAGAUCUUGAUAAACUUGAAGAAGAAGAUGUGAUGACCCUUAAAAUGAUGAUACAGCAGCAUCAGCGGCACACAAACAGCUUGCUGGCCAGUCAAGUACUGGCUGAUUUUGGCAAUCUUUUGCCUAAGUUUAUCAAGGUUAUCCCAAGAGAGUACAAGCGUGUUCUUGCAAAUAUGAAAGACGAAGCCUCCAAACAGGAUGCUGUUGAUGAAGCUGAGCAAGACGAACCAGAGUUAAUUGAGAAAGAUGCUUUUGAAGAACUUAAGAAGUUGGCAGCUGCAUCAUCAUUAAAUGGGAAAUCCAAUCAGACGGUAGAGGAUUCUGAAAUAUUUAAGAGGCCUUCUCAGGUCAGCGAUGCUGUCAAACAUCGCGGUUUUAUUUCUUAUGAGCGUGAGGGCGUUCAAUAUAGGGAUCCUAAUGUUCGGAUGAAUGACUGGAAGGAAGUUAUGGAGGAAACUAAACCUGGACCACUAUUAAAGACUCAGUCAGCCCGUUGCAUGGACUGUGGCACUCCUUUCUGCCAUCAGGAGAACUCUGGAUGUCCUCUGGGUAACAAAAUACCCGAGUUCAAUGAGUUGGUGUACCAGAAUAGGUGGCAUGAAGCAUUAGAGAGACUUCUAGAGACAAAUAACUUCCCUGAGUUUACUGGUCGAGUUUGCCCUGCACCUUGUGAAGGUUCCUGUGUUCUGGGUAUUAUUGAGAAUCCUGUAUCUAUCAAAAGCAUUGAAUGUGCCAUCAUAGACAAGGCUUUUGAGGAAGGUUGGAUGGUACCACGACCUCCUCUCAAGAGAACUGGGAAAAGGGUUGCCAUUGUUGGAAGCGGACCAGCUGGUCUAGCUGCUGCUGAUCAACUAAACAGAUUAGGCCAUACGGUGACUGUGUAUGAGCGUGCUGAUAGGAUUGGAGGGCUCAUGAUGUAUGGAGUUCCUAAUAUGAAGGCUGACAAAGUGGAUAUAGUUCAACGGCGGGUUAACCUUAUGGCUGAGGAAGGUGUCAACUUUGUGGUUAAUGCUAGUGUUGGAAAUGAUCCUUUGUACUCACUUGAUCGCCUUCGAGAGGAGAAUAAUGCCAUUAUUUUAGCAGUAGGAGCAACAAAACCAAGGGACCUUCCUGUACCAGGGCGAGAGUUGUCAGGUGUUCAUUUUGCUAUGGAGUUCCUUCACGCAAACACCAAAAGCUUACUAGAUAGCAAUCUUCAGGAUGGUAACUAUAUUUCUGCUAAGGGCAAGAAAGUUGUGGUAAUUGGUGGAGGUGACACUGGCACUGAUUGCAUAGGAACAUCCGUUAGACAUGGCUGUAGUAGCAUCAUAAAUUUGGAGCUUCUCCCUGAGCCACCACAAACAAGGGCUCCAGGAAACCCUUGGCCGCAGUGGCCUCGUGUAUUCCGGGUAGAUUACGGGCACCAAGAAGUUGCAGCUAAAUUUGGCAAAGAUCCAAGAUCUUAUGAGGUGCUUACUAAGAGAUUUGUGGGAGAUGAGAAUGGGGCUGUGAAAGGACUUGAGCUGGUUCGUGUCAAAUGGGAGAAGGAUGCUACUGGGAAGUUCCAAUUCAAGGAAAUCGAGGGCUCUGAGGAGAUCAUCGAGGUUGACCUAGUCCUACUAGCAAUGGGUUUCCUUGGACCUGAGGCGACGGUAGCAGAGAAGUUGGGGUUGGAGCGUGACAAUCGCUCAAACUACAAGGCAGAGUAUGGUCGGUUCUCAACCAAUGUGGAUGGGGUAUUUGCAGCUGGGGACUGCCGGCGUGGUCAAUCCCUGGUGGUGUGGGCAAUCUCAGAGGGGCGGCAAGCUGCGGCACAAGUUGACAAAUACCUCUCCAUUGAGGAAGAAGAAGACCACACCAUUAGCAAUGGGAGCCAUGAAAAUAUUUUGAAGAGGCAUCAAGAUCUUAGCAAGAGGAACACAGCCUCAUGGGUGAACCACUUCGUUCGUGAUGUGAUGGAGCUGAGGCCAGAAGGGACAGCAGAAGCAGGAGGGAGGUGGCUUCACUUUGGGGGCAACAAAGCCUUUCUAUUCUCGCAUAAUGAAAGUAGUUUUUUCAGCGGAGCCUGGGUAUAG